AUGACCGCGGAUCGUACACUGUGCCUGGUUUUUGAGCUCGCAAGCAAGCCGUUACCAGCGCAGCAAUUCAUGCGGUAUUACAAGUCCCGAGGCCAAAAGAGAGAAAGGAAAGAGUUCAAAGACCUCGUCUUUGUUUCCUUUGUGUGGAUAACCUUAAUCUCGCGUUCGGAAGCGUACGCAAACAUUCAAGGCGCAUGGCGAUGUCAUCAAGCACAUCAAGUGCGCAUAUCGCGGUCUCACGUUCCUCCGUAA
Molecule: messenger RNA, 252 nt
Organism: Talaromyces stipitatus ATCC 10500
Lineage: Eukaryota; Fungi; Ascomycota; Eurotiomycetes; Eurotiales; Trichocomaceae
Exons: 2
Coding region: 1-252 (83 amino acids)
Source: RefSeq, a predicted model, not a curated record